This is a messenger RNA of Gallus gallus (chicken), 8488 nucleotides long. RefSeq names its product ADP ribosylation factor GTPase activating protein 2 (gene ARFGAP2). NCBI's taxonomy places the organism in Eukaryota, Metazoa, Chordata, Aves, Galliformes, Phasianidae. The record is from RefSeq and is a predicted model, not a curated record. Bases 643 to 1980 code for a protein of 445 amino acids. Gene Ontology annotation, biological process: COPI coating of Golgi vesicle. Gene Ontology annotation, molecular function: GTPase activator activity. The transcript has 15 exons.
GAGCGGGCCGGCGGGACGCGUCUCGCUGCGGGGCUCGGGGGCUCCGUCAGGGAAGAGCUCCGUCGCCAAGCGGUGGCUUUGCGCUCUGUGUCUGCGGACGGGAAGCGGGCGGUCGCUCGGCAGGACGGCAGCGUGCUGUGCCCCACGGUCUCGUGUAGCAGCGUCUGACGUGCUUUGAACAAGUUGAGAGGAGACCGUGGCGUGUGAAUGUCGUUAAUAACGCGGUCUGAGAGUGUUCUGUAACGCUGAGCGAAGCAAAAAGAGGAGCGUUGUUAGCAGGAAUGUUAUUCAGUCUUUUCUGUAUUGGCCCAGUGGGGAAGGUGGUUUUGUGUUUUCACCCCUCUGCUCUUAUUUUCCGUACCUGUAAAAGCUUUCUGAGUAACAGGAUGGUGAUCGUUACUCAUGCGGAGAUGAGUUGGGUAGCCCUAACGAGACGUGCCGUGCCCUUGCUGCAUUUGACCGUUUUGGGCUGCUGUGUCCCGUGCUCGGGCUUGAUCGUGGGAUGGGCCGAGCCUGAGCUUUCCCGGUUCAGGCCCCACCCUCUCAGCAAGCCCUGCCAGUGAGACGCCCUCUCAAUUUGGAUACCAUGUUAUUUGGUCCACAGAGCUCGAUUCUAACUGGAACUGGUUCCAGCUGAGGUGUAUGCAAGUGGGCAGCAAUGCCAAUGCGACUGCUUUCUUCCGCCAGCAUGGCUGCACUACAACAGAUGCCAAUGCUAAGUAUAACAGUCGAGCUGCCCAGAUGUACAGGGAGAAGAUCCGGCAGCUGGCAAGUGCUGCCAUGGCCAAGUAUGGCACUGACUUGCUCAUAGAUGGACUCAGUGGUGCCCCUGGGCAUUCCCCUGACAAGAGUGAUGCUGAUUUCUUCAUGGAGCACACACAGUCUUCCAGAACCUGGGAUGUAGCAGAUGCCAGCCAGAAUCCUGCACAGUCUUCCUUGGACAUGGAAAAAGCACCAAAGUCAUCAGAAAGCAGUGAACCAUCACAUCCAAGCCAAGGCCCAUCUAUUGACUUAUUGAGCACAUCUCCUAAAGCUCCUAUAGAACUUAAAUCCUCCCUCAUUGGAAAGAAGAAGCCAGGAGCUGCCAAGAAAGGGUUGGGUGCCAAAAAAGGUCUUGGAGCCCAAAAAGUGAGUAGCCAGAGCUUCAGUGAGAUUGAGCGGCAAGCUCAGGUGGCAGAGCAGCUGAGGGAGCAGCAGGCAGUGGAGUCCAGGAAACAAGCCGAGGAGUCCAUAGUCACCUCAAUGCGACUGGCUUAUCAGGAGCUGCAGCUUGAUCGAAAGAAGGAAGAGAAGAAGCUUCAAAACCUUGAAGGGAAGAAGCGUGAACAAGCGGAGAGGCUAGGCAUGGGCUUGGUGUCAAGAAGUUCUGUUUCACACUCAGUGAUGUCUGAGAUGCAAGUAAUUGAGCAGGAGACGCCACUGGCUGCAAAGUCUUCCCGCUCCCAAUUGGACUUAUUUGAAGAUGGUGGAGGCUUCACAUCUGGACCCCCCAAGUACAAAUAUAAUCCCUUCUCAUUUGAAGAUGCCUUUGGCUCGCGAUGGGAAACAGACUCCUCAUGGGGUAUGGACAAAGAUGAGGAACCAGAGGUGACAGUUUCCAGUAUUCGGCCAAUUUCAGAGAGGCCUACCAGUAGGCGGGAUAUGGAGAACAGGACAUCAGUUGUGGAAUCUAAUGAAGCUCGGCAGAAGUUUGCAGGGGCUAAAGCCAUCUCUUCAGAUAUGUUCUUUGGGCGGGAAGCGGAUGCUGAGUAUGAAGCCAGGUCCCGACUACAGCAACUCUCGGGCAGCAGUGCUAUCAGCUCUGCAGACCUGUUUGGAGAGGCUGAGAAUGUGCACUCAGGUGGUGUAUCAAUUGGAAAUGUUCUGCCUGCUGCUGAUAUUGCACAGUUUAAGCAAGGAGUGAAGUCAGUUGCUGGCAAGAUGGCUGUCCUAGCCAAUGGGGUGAUGAACUCCCUCCAGGAUCGUUAUGGCUCAUAUUGAUGACCCAAGGACUGCAACUAACAGGGAAGCCAGCAAGAGGCACUGAUGCCACUUUUACCUGGAGUACACUCUGCAGGAUUGUCUUAGUUUAUCUGGGGUGGGUGGGGAAGGGAGAAGGAAAGCAGAAGGGUUCAUCACAUGGCUGUAUGCAGGAUGCUUUCCAAAUAUCUCUGGAUUCCACACUGCAUUAAAAUUCAAUGUGCCCUCAACCCACUGCUAUUUACUAGCCAGUGGAGACUGGGAUAACCUCAUUGCUGUGAAAGAUAAGAUGGGAACUCCUGUGGCUGCCCUCAUCAGUGCUGCUGUCCUUCUUGGCCCAUACCUUAGCUCACCAUGUGAUAGAGGAAACGGGGAUGCUGUAUUUCUGAAUAUGGUGUUACUUGGUCCUCAUGGACAUGACUGUGGUUUCUUGUUCUGCUCAGUGCUUCUAUUGCCUGUUUCCAUGCAGGCUGCUGUUGCAGUUCACAUCAACUGGUAAGACAUUUUCAGCUGCAAGGUUCUAGUGUGCAUGGUAAUCCAUGGUGUCACGGAUUCCUCUGUAUUUUCAGGGUCUGCUUUGUACCAUGGGAUAAUCCUUCCUAUUGUCUUGUAAACCAGCAUGUAUUGAUGCAGGAGAACAAAUCAAAGCAAAGAUUAUUUUUUUAGCUUCUAAUCACAUCAACAACAACAACAAAGUCCCAGGUACUGAAGUAUGGUAAGGAUGUUUGCUGGACUGCUGGUUAGUGUGUUGCCCAGCCAUACUUUACUUCUAGACUUGGACAGAGAGGAAAGUCCUGACCUCUGACUUUACCGAAGUGUGUUGUGGGUGAGGGAGGCUGCUUGAGGACUGUUAUUUUUGUCCUGCUCAGGUUGACUCUUUGCUCCUGACUGUGUUUUUAACAAGAGCUAUUUUCAGGUAUCUUUGACUAUGCAGUUGAGGAUGGAAUAGCCCUUUAUCCCCUAUUAAGUGCUCUACAGUUGAAAAAUAACUGUAUUAGCAAAACAAGAGGCUGGGUCUUUUUAUUCUGUGGGUUCCCAUCAACAAACCUCUCCUCCAGGGCUGGGUCCUGACCUUGUGCCAUCUUUCCAUAGACCUGGGCUGGAUUUUUGUGGUAGGGGCCAGAGGGGCUGUGGUACCAGCAAGUCCUGCUGCCUCAGCAGCUGCCCUGCUUCUACCUGCAUGGUGGGGCCAUGUGGCUGCCUGGGGAGUGGGGAGUGGGAGAGGCCUGAGCUUUCAUCUGCCUUCACUUCAGUUUUCCACCACCUGGCUGGAGGCAGACAGAGGCUUCUGAGGGGGUGUGGGCAGAGUGAGUCCUGGGGAAGGGACGGAGCAGCGCAGAAGAGCCCAGAGGUGGUGCUGGCCUUACACAGCAGGUUUUAUUCUCCAGCUUUGGUUGUCACUUGGUGGGAGAGAACGUGCAGUUAAAGGGCAUGCUAAUAAAUAACAUAAUAAAUAACACCUCCCACUACCUCCAUAGCUAGGUCAGCAGUAGUGAAGGGAUUACUCUUAAAAUAGUUCCAGUAUGUGCUGAAUCCAGUCAGCUUAGGGCAGCAAUAAGCUUUGGGUUAACAACUCUUAGUAGCCCAUGCUGUGUAGUGCUUUAUGGGAGGGAAGAGCAAGGAGGCUCCCCCAAGACUCUUAAGAAACCAGAGUGUCUUGUCAGUCUACACGAGCCAUGGCACAGGAGCAUGGCUAGGGAAGGGUUCAGGGCUGCAGCAGCCAGGCUAUGGAGUUAGUUACCAUUAACACAAUGAGGCUGUAACUCUUUCUGUAGCUGUACAUGCCACACUGUAGUGCUGCAAUGCCAGUAUUUACAGAAAUACCUAGGACUUGCUUAAAAGCUGCCUCCAUCUCCCCCAGUGCCAGCCUACCAAACACCAGUAGGUGCCCUGUAUGUUUGCAGGCCAUGCCACUGGUUGUGACCAAGCAAUCUCAAGACUUCAUCUCUCCACCCCCACCAAAGCUCACUUUUGCCAAAUAAGCUUAACGUGCUGUUGGAGGUAGUGGGAGGCCUCCCAGUAGGGAACUGCAGCAGAGAAUCCAGACAGCACCAUGCAGUACCCACUGAAAUCCCGCUUAUUAUUUACUAUAUUUGCUUUGGCAUGUCUUGGACUCAGAGAGGAGGAAGCAGUGACAGGUGGCGUUCUACUUGAGGAACUUCAGGAAUUUCUCUACCUUUGAUCACAUGCAGGUGCAGCUUUACUAGGAAUAAUUAUAAUGGAGCAUGAAUGCAAAGCUGCCGCUGGCAAUUUAACCACUCUAUUGUCUAGGUCAAGUUUAAACACAGCUACCUGGCAAUCAGCCUGCACCAGCACUCCCACUGCUCCAGCACCUGCUGAACUGUGAGAGAUCCUUGGUGAGAGAGCACCCUGCUAUUUCCAAGUACAGGCAGAUCUAGCAUCUGCUGGUUUGUCUUACUUGCCAGCAGAGGGUAGCAUAACUGCAUCUGGAAAUAGCUUCUGAGGAGGAGCUGCACAAAUUUGGAUCUAGGAAACUAGCAGCAUUCUUGCUGGGAAGGAACAGGCGGACCUGGCAGUGGGAACUGGCACGGCCACGCACAAGCUGGUGAUGUGAACAGAACCCACUGUCAGAACAGAUGCUCUGGGAAUAGGUGCUAUACCUACAGCGAGCUCUGGACAAACCAAAGAUGAGAAAGGUUCCCACCCUCACAACCUUCAGUUUUCAGAGGAGUCUGUCUCUUCAUUGGAGCCUUCACUUUCAGCAUCUAUUUUUCGGCGAUGAUGGAGAGGUUUCCAGGGAGAGUUUAUCCUGGGAGAGUUACGGCCAUGAAAAUUAGCAGUGUCCCCGCUGGAGCUGGUGGGAGCAGAGAUGGAAAGUCCAGAGACCUGAGCUACCCUGGAUGAGGAAGAAAAAAAAAAAAAAAAAAGGCAGAGAAAAAAAAGCUAAAUUGGGUAGACUAGCUUGUCAUCUCCAGCCUUAACUAUAGCAGUUUUGGAGUAAACUUGGGAUGAUUAUUUAUUCACAGCUAGCUCAGAGAGGGAAAGAUGUUUGUGACAAAGAGGAGGAACACUUUGUGCUAGUACCUGCUGAACUUGCUGUGUGAAUGAUUUUUCUUUCUCUUAAAGAGAUCUUUCAUCUGGGCUGAGCCUGUGUCCUGCAAUACCCCUCAUUUUCACUCCAAACAAAAUGUCUCAGAUCAUUAGAGAUUCUUUUGUUACCUUUAGAUCCUUCUUCUAGGCAAGUUUUUCCCCCUGCUUCUGAAGUCUUUUUGGAGGAUUUUGUUAGCUGCACCAAGGCACCCCAACAAAAGGCCCUCUCUGCUAGGGCUGCAGUGUUAGCAUCUCUAUUGUUUUAGUUAAGUUAAAAAAAAUAGGGACAGUACUUCACUGAAGCCAUCCUUAACGUGCCACUUUCCAUCUGUUGUUUUACUUCCUACUCUAGGCAGCUCAACUUACAAUUUUUCAAGUUCCUGAUCCAUGGCAGGGUCCAGAAACAAAUCUUUAUCUGGCAAAGCCCCUGGAAACAAGUAAACAAACAAGGAAAAUAUCUUAGUAGAGUCACGACUAUUCAGGGGUAAUCUUAAAGAAAAUCAUUCAGAUCAAUUCAUCAUCCUAAAUCUGUUCUGGAAGACAGAGAAGACCCUUCCUUAUACCCACUAGAGAAAUGAAUCCUUAACGGUCAUGGGCAGACAAAGAAUGGUGGCUCUACUCCAUCCUUCACACAGGUUGUAGCUGAGCUCAGAUCAAAUAGGGGUACCCUAAGUGGUUUCUCACAGAACUUGAAGCUCUCGGAGAGCAGGGUCCAUUCACUUUACAGAACAACUGAGUGCAGACUGUCUCAGGGAGAUGACACUCCAUCAGCUUCGUGUUUCUGCUAAUUGUAAUAUGUAGCCAUCAAUGCCAGACACUAUCAGAGUAACAGAUAGGUUGUAUGUGCCACAGCCUAAAGCACACAUAAUACCACCCAGGGAGACAUAGACUUCUGUGCUGCCCAUCUUUCUUGUGCACUGAGCUUGGGGAUCAAAACACUCCACAGAUGUGAGAUUGCUUUCCUUGCAGUUCAGGAAGCUUAGCCCUGACUAGUGCGUGUGAAGCAUGGGGUGGAUGAGCUAUAUUUUACUGUUGCUUGGUGCCUGGGUAAGAAAGAAAAAACUUUAAGAAAUGGGUACCCUCCCUCAGCACAAGGCUCCUUUUCACAUUUGAAAUUCCAUUCAGGAUGAAAGAGAUGGGUGCAGUUCAGGACUGGAACAGCUGGUUCCACUGUAGAACAACACUAGAACCUCAGAAAGAGCCCUCAGGAAGACAAGGCUUUCAGGAGGCCCCUCCUUACUAAUUCUGUAAAGAACACCUUGCACAGGGGCUAUGGGAGGGUCUGAUAGGUCAGCACAAAGAUGAUGGGAACUGCCUACCCCAGCCUGGACAGUGCCGCUGCACGUUUGGUAACUUGUACCAACAGUGCAGUGAGGAAUGCUCUUGUUUUUGAGGAGACCUGGCUGUCACACUCAGGAUCUUUGGGAAAGAGCUUUAUACUGCCCCGUGGGGACACAAAUGUGUUUUCUGGCCCUGACACCUUGGUCCUGAAGGAGGGGCUGGAGAGCCACUCUUGCACACAGACAAACUGGCAGCAGUUACCAAAAACGUAGUAGCAACAUGUAUCUAACAAAUUAGAAGCAGUUCUGAUCAGACCCACCUCCCCCACUUUUUCCAGUUCUGGUCUCCCCCUCCUGCACAUGAACAGGAAAACUUCACAAGAGUGCUGGGAGGUCCAGUGCUUGCUUUCACAUGCUCAAUUAAAAGAAUAAGCGGCUAUAGCUUAACUUGUUUCUGUGUUUGCAGAAUCUAGUAAGGUCUCUGAGGUACAAGUAUUACUUGGGAAAGACAGUAAAUGACACAUAAAGGAUUCACAGGUCUAGACUCACACGAGUUAGGCUGCAGAUUCCCAUUUGCCUGACACUCAUCAGUGCUACCUCAGCCAGAAUGAGCUGCUCUAAUCCCCUACCCUCGCUCCUUUAGGGGUGCCACUGGCUUUGUGAGAUUGGAGAGGAAGCAGGCAUCCUGACUGAAAGCGACUUUGCCUGCAACUACCCUUGUUGAAGGGCUCUGGGGAGCUUGUGAUCUCCUACAGACUGAAGACCAUUGAAAUCACCCUUCAGGAGAUUAAAAAACAUCAGAAAAAGAAUCCCCCUGUCCUUGCCAAGAUGCCAGCACCUGUCAGACUUGUGGUUGCUGCCCCUCCUCUGUGAGAGGCCUUGGGAGGAGGCUGGCAGAGAGCCAGGGGAUGGGCCCACAUUAAUGGAAGGGAAAACCCACACGUGUUGUAGACAGCACAAUGGAAGCCUUGGGCAGGAUCGUUUUUUCUUUCUUUCUUUCUUUCUUUUUUCUUUUUUUUCUCCAUCUGUUUUGUUUGCUUUUGACUGGAAGUGGAUUUUACUGGGCAAGGAAAGAACGAUUUUGUUUGUUGCAAUCCAGGCAUCACCUUCCCCAGUGAGUACACUGCUCCCUAAGCCUGUUUGCAGAAGGGAUUGCAGAGUUGUAUGCACGCACCUUUGAUAUAUAAUCUUCACCUUGCUGGGUAAGCAGCCCUUCCCCAGAAGAGCAUUAGUAGCUUAAAUGGUUUGCUGGAAGAAGAGGCUCAGCCAGGGAGAGGGACACUUCUAUUAUGACACACCUGUGUGAAAGAACAAACCCUCUGGCAAGGUACACCAUCUUUUCACCGAGGCCUGUCUUUGAAAUAUGGGAACUGGGUGAUACUCAGGCCUGGGAGUAGAGGAAGAAGAUACUCAAAGAGAGAAAAAGCCUGCCCUUGCAGGCCUGAUUAUUUUCUGAGUAGAGAUGAGUGAAAGUGUGUGAGCCUUCACCCACUUCUCAUCAAAUGCAGAAAGCCAUUUUUGUUCCCCUUUCCAGGACAAGCACAACCAAGUCAUAUGAGGGCAACAUGGAAUUAUGUGUCUGAGUUAUGUACGGAUUACACACUGUGCUUUGCCCAUGCAACACUUUGCUUCCCUGCUCUAGAGCUGUAUUCAUCAUCACAACACAGAAAUGAGCAGUGAGAUGCUGCUUGGUGAUUCCUCUGGUUUCCACAGUAGUUUGGUACAGAGUUCUGUAGCAGAAUCUUGUGUUUUAUACUACCAGAUUUCCAGUAGGCUAUAGAUUAAUAUAUUAGAAAGAUUACAAUGAUGUGGGGGAAGAUGGGGCAUGAGCUGUGGGAGUCUGGGCUUAGUUUGAGUCUUUGAGCCAAGAAGGCAUCAGAAGUUUUCCCAUUAUGUGUCUCUUCUCUUUCUUGUGGACAAUGAAAGCAGUCAUUUAAAAUCUGUGGGAGCAUAAAGGGCUAAAACAUAGGAUGAAACUUCAAUUUAAGCAGUCAGCUACCUUACUUGCCUCCCGACCGCCUCUAUCCAACCUUUACAGCCAAGCAUGCUAAAAUGAUCAGCUACCAAAGACAAAACAUUUCUGUCUUAGGACAGCAUUUCACAUCUAAUUUUAUUGCUGACAAAUCUUCAUGGCUUCAAGCAGACAGUAAGGUGCAGUGUUUUUACAGUUUAAUCCAUAAUAAAAAUAUGAAAAACUC